CACACUGGGGAGAGGCCGUUCACCUGCUUGGACUGUGGGAGGGGAUUCACUCAGUCAUCCCACCUGUUGGUACACAAGUCAGUUCACACUGGGGAGAGGCCGUUCACCUGCCCAGAUUGUGGGAAGGGAUUCACUCGGUCAUCUGAACUAAAGGUACAUCAGCGAGUUCACACUGGGGAGAGGCCAUUCACCUGCUUGGACUGUGGGAAGGGAUUCAGUCAGUCAUCUAACCUACUGGUACACAUGUCAGUUCACACUGGUGAGAGGCCAUUCACCUGCUCGGACUGCGGGAAGGGAUUCACUCGGUCAUCUACCCUAAUGGCACACCAGCGAGUUCACACCGGGGAGAGGCCGUUCACCUGCUCGGAUUGUGGGAAAGGAUUCACUUUGUCAUCUCAGCUACUGGGACACCAGUCAGUUCACACAGCGGAGUGGCCAUUCACCUGCUCAGUCUGUGGGAAGGGAUGCACUUGCUCAUCCCAACUGAAGGCACACCAGCGAGUUCACACCGGGGAAAGGCCAUUCACCUGCUCAGACUGUGGAAAGGGAUUCACUUGGUCCUCUCACCUGCAAGCGCACCGGUUAGUUCACACUGGGGGGUGGCCAUUCACCUGCUCAGUGUGUGAGAAGGGAUUCAGUUGGCCAUCUCACCUGCAGAGACACCAGCGAGUUCACACAGGGUACAGGCCGAUCAGCUGCUCAGACUUUGGGAAGAGAUUUUCUCAGCCAAAUCAACCAAAUUUGCAUCAUUGAGUUCACACUGGGGAGAGGCCGUUCACCUGCUGUGAAUGUGGUAAAGGAUUCAUUCAGUUAUCUAUCCUUAUGACACACUACCAGGUUCACACUGGGGAAAGGCCAUUCACCUGGUGUGAAUGUGGAAGCGAUUCACUCAGUCAUCUUGCCUAACAUAACUCUCGCUUCAGCUAGCAGCUUAAUAUAGGGGGUGAUAGCCCCCAGCCCAGCCAAACUUAAAAAAUCUUGUUUGGGUGGAUGCUGCGCGAUGCCUCCCCUGUUACAAAUCAGUACCCUGAAAUAACAAACAGUACACAAUAUGUGAUUAAACGAUUGAGCUUUAUAAUUCUGACUUUGACUAUAGGGUUAGUAAAGAAAACAAAAAAAAAGAGAAAAAGGGCCCACUCUCUCCAUUCACGUCUUCUCAUCUCUCCCCAGCAAAAGACCACGAAAAUCUCUCUUCCAGACUCACAAGAGAGAACAUUUCUGUCAUUGGAUAGCCCCGCAUUCAAAACCCUGUUAUCUUUAGUCGUAACCUAAACAUUGCUGCUACAGAGAAACCGUGAUGUUACUAUUGUGUCCACUCUUCUUCUGAAAGUUUAUUUAAGUAAUCUAGUAAAUUGUCUGGCAGCCUUUUUGCUUUUCUGUUUUCGAUUUGUUUUGUCCGUGCUCUUUAUCUUCAAUAUAUUUUGUCUUUGUAAAAUUGAAAAUUGUAAAUAAAGUAAUUUUAAAAAAGAACGCAUUACCUCAGCAGUGAAACAUUGCAGAGAGGCCAUUACAUUAGCAGUGAAACCUUACAGCAUUUUACACUUGUGACACACUACCGGGUUCACACCGGGGAGAAAGUUUCAAUAAGCUGCAUGCUGGAUAUUUGUCCAUCGCCGUUGCUGAAUGCUAUUUCAACAGUGACUGUUGGUGCUGAACUCUGCAAUUAUUGCUGCUGCUCAUCACACCCAGUUCUGCACCCUGGUCACUGGGAAUGGGACGAGUUUCUUCUGCUGCACAUUCACCUCUCAUGGGACUGGAGUUUAAUAUUCUGGAUCUGAGACAAAUAAAUCAGUUCUAUUUUAAACUCUGUCUCUGGUACUUAGUAAAUUUAUAACAAAAUUAGUAUGCAGGAGAGAGUCAACUCAGGCUGGCUGCACCCUGCCAGUGAUUCAGUUCCACAACAGUCCUUUUAAAUCCUCCCCUGUUCCCCUUUCGCUCUCCCUGUGAUGAUGGGUUCCAAACAGUCACCACUCUAUGGGUGAAGAGGUUUCUCUUGAAAUUCCUGCGGACUGAAGAAGUCGAGCCGA
Molecule: messenger RNA, 2027 nt
Organism: Mobula hypostoma (lesser devil ray)
Lineage: Eukaryota; Metazoa; Chordata; Chondrichthyes; Myliobatiformes; Myliobatidae
Product: zinc finger protein 239-like
Exons: 1
Biological process (GO): urogenital system development; regulation of transcription by RNA polymerase II; embryo development
Cellular component (GO): nucleus
Molecular function (GO): DNA-binding transcription factor activity, RNA polymerase II-specific; RNA polymerase II transcription regulatory region sequence-specific DNA binding
Source: RefSeq, a predicted model, not a curated record